Messenger RNA from Xyrichtys novacula (pearly razorfish), 2389 nucleotides. The record is from the annotation of a GenBank genome assembly. Lineage: Eukaryota; Metazoa; Chordata; Actinopteri; Labriformes; Labridae.
AUGUCAGGACGUGUGUGCGCCAGCAUUCUGCAAAGAGCUUCAUGCUACACACUGACUCUGCCCAUCUCCACAGUAUCGCAGGUUUGUGAACUGACUGUCUGUCAAUAAAGUGUGCAAAGUUUCGUGCACGGCGUUUCACAUCGUAAUGUGUGCUCAUUACUGUUUUUGUUCAGUAUACCCACUUUGAAGCACUCCCGUUUUCCCAGCCUCGACCUGCUCAUCCUCACUUCUCAUCCUGGGGUCCCUCCAGAGCUGAGCAGGUGGGCUUCAGUCUACAGGAGCAGGGGAACUGGUCUCAGAGGAGGCAGCACCUCUCAACUCGUCAGGAUCUGGACUUCCAGCUUAACCAGGUUCAGAUCAACAACAUCCUGCGAUCCAAUGAGCAGGUAAUUGAUUAAGUGACGUUAUUACUGAGUAUAUCUAAACUCUCAUGCAUGUUUUUUACUGUAUUUUAACGUCUAACAUGAGUUAUGUGGUUCUCUGGUAUUAUUGUUAUUCUUACAUGACAGCUUUAAAGGGAUAUUCUGGCUGAAAAUUAAUUUUACGCUGGAAUAUCCCCUUAAAGUUAUGGGUUAUCAUAUACACAUCUCUGUAAAUGUACAUUUAAAUCACAGACUGUCAGUGUCCCAGAGUUUGAUGGGAGGGGACUCAGUGCUGUGAGGAAGUUUGAAAGUAACCAGCUGGCUGCCAACACUCCCAAUGAGGAUCGCCGCAGUGCUGCCACCUGUUUACAGGUGAGUAUAUCCUCCUCUCUCUGUGUGCAUCCAUCCCCCUAUUUUCUUCCCCCUCUUGCUCAAUCAAAUAAUCCUUCCUUUUCAGUCAAAGGGCAUGCUCUUUGGAGUGUUUGAUGGCCAUGGGGGCUGGGCAUGUGCACAGGCGGUCAGUGAGCGGCUGUUGUACUACACGGCAGUUGCAAUGAUGCCGAAACAGAUCCUCGAGGAGCUUGAAAAAUGCAUGGAGGAUGGCAGACCUGUUCCUCCCAUUUUGCAGUGGUACAAACACCAUACAGACUUCAACUAUCGUGAAUCCGCUUCACUCUACAUUGACCAACUCAGAGUCUUCUGGCAAGAAUUACUGGACAGUGAAGAACAUGAUGAAGGCAUGAGGUAUGAGAUCCUGAAUUCCCAAUUACAUAACAAUAAAGAUGUAUGUGACUGAUUUUCCUCUAACAUCAUCUCCUCUUUCUUUAGUCCUCCUGACGCUCUGGAUCGGGCAUUUAAACGCCUCGAUGCAGACAUCUCUUUAGAAGCUCAAGUCCCUCUCUCCAAUGACCUCAUGAAAAGCACAGCCAUUCAGGUACAACACCUUUUUUCUUUCCUCAGUGAUACUUUUAUUUGUCACACAGUGCUGAUAAACAGGUAUUUAUCUCCCCAGGUUGCAUUUGCUGGUUGCACUGCUUCGGUAGCUCAUAUUGGCACAGAAGGGAUCCACGUUGCAAAUGCAGGUGACUGCAGAGUAGUUCUAGGAGUGCAGGAGGAGGAUGGUUCUUGGAGUGCGCUACCCCUUUCCCAGGACCACAACUCACAAAAUGAGGCAGAGAUGGAGCGUAUUAGAGCCCAGCACCCACCCUCAGAGAGGGACACAGUGGUCACAGAUGACAGGCUGCUUGGGGUGAGAGUUCUCAUAGCUUAGAUGCAGCUAAACAACUUGAUCUGAAAUUUUGAGUCUUAAACUUUUAUGUUGCCUCCAGGUACUGAUGCCACUGCGUGCAUUUGGUGAUGUGAGAUUCAAGUGGAGCCAUGAGCUGCAGCAGGGCAUUUUAGCUGGCCUUGAGUCCGGAGUGGACCUGGACUCUCUCAACCUGUACCAGUACACUCCACCUAACUACUUCACUCCACCCUAUUUGGAUGUAGCACCUGAGAUAACCUAUCACAAGUUAAGACCAAAGGACCGAUUUCUGAUCCUCGGCACUGAUGGUCUGUGGGAUGAACUGGGAAAUGAGGAGGCUGUACGGCUUGUUGGAGAGCACCUGAGCGGGGUUCACCUCCAGGUCUGUACUGAGUCAAACUGAUCAGUAAUCUUAGUUCUCUGUCUACAGCACACAGCUCUGAUGUGGUAACUUUGUAUACUCCUGAAUAUUUUCCAAAGAUUCUUCUGUGUUUCGAUCUUACAGGCUCCAGUCUCCCCAUCUGAGAGGCAGCUUAAACUGGGGCAAAUGCAUGAACUCCUACUAAAACGUAGAGCCCGUGCCUCCCCCGCUCUGGACACCAACGCCGCCACACAUCUCAUCCGACGCGCUCUUGGCACGGGGGAGUAUGGGGAACUCUGCCAGGAGAGACUGGCCUCUAUGCUCGCUCUGCCAGAGGAUUUGGCUCGCAUGUAUAGAGAUGAUAUCACAGCUACUGUGGUGUAUUUGAACUCAAACCUGGCCAGACCUCAACAUGGGUAA